AUGUGCAAUGCUUUAAGCACGAAUUCAGUUACCUCGUCAAACAAGCUAAAGAGGAAUAAGAAAGGUGAAUCAAAAACAAAAUCAAACUUUUCUGCAAGAAGACUAAACCUAGAUUUCGAAUUUCAUACACCUAAGACAACUCCAAUACCACACUCUCCAAGACAAAAUGACUUACCUAUCAAUAUUAAGGAAGUUAAUGUUAUUGAGUGUCAGGAAGAAAGAACUCAGGAAAAUUGCGAGAAGAAGAGCACCACUUGCGAGUCCCACACAUCCCCGGCGACUAAUCAACAGGUCAACUGUAAUAAUAACUCGGUACCUGAAUGUAGACAGCCGGCAUCAGCGUCGUCAGUAUUACUGGUGCACCUGGGUGCGGUGGGUGCGCUAGCGAGCGGUGCAGCGCUGUGCGGGGGCGGGGGUGCCUGCGUCUGCAGCGCUCUACUGCAUGCGCUGCAUCCGCUGCAGCUAUGGACUGUGUGUGGCCUACAUGCUGACCGAGCUGCUGCCAUUGCUGCACCGCUGCAUUAUGCUGCUAUCGUGUCUGCCAAGAAGGUAUUAAUUUGCGUGGCAAGUGGAUGGGUAGCAACGGCAGCUUUACUAGCUCCACUGGCAGCAGCGCAGCCACCCCUGGCGUAUAGCGCUGGACUGGGUAACUGCGCGCCAGACUGUGGAGCUGGACCAGCUGCACUUGGUUUUUGCAUCGUGUACGCUUCGCUCACGUUGAUCCUGCCUGCUGCACUCGUCCUCCUCUGCAGCCUAAAGAUCCUCCGCAUUGCACGCUACCAUCGACACAGGAUCGCAGCGGCCAUAUAUGAAGUGACCCUAUCAGCACAAGUGACAGUGACACACCAAAGAAAUCCAUUCUCCCCUCCACCACCACCACGCAGGAGGGCACUGUCGGCAGUACUUCAGCCUCUAGGUUCACUUGCCAUAUUAUACUUUCCUUAUUACUGCGUGUUGAUAUGGCCAGCAGUGGCGGUGCCUCCACAGCCACUAGCUGCUCUAUCUGCUGCUCUUUUAGCAGCUGCACCACCAGUGAAUGGUAUCUUAUACGGUAUAAGGAGUCGAGCAUUGCGUGAUUCACUUCGUAAUUAUAGGAGAAAACGAAUGACAAAAAGCGAAGUGACACAAGAGAUACAGGCGAGGACUCCCAGUGCAUGUGGAUCUAGACGACCCUCGUUAUCUGCUGGCUCAGGCUGUAUACGACCCCCGACUACUAGGAGAUUAUCGGACGCAGCUGCGAUGGGUUCAAGAGGCUCAGAGCGACCAGCACAACGUGCAGCAUCUUGCAACAUGCUGCAAGACUCGCAGGAAGAGGAAGUAGUGCCACGACCUCGGACGUCGGCUAUCCCUAUAAUCCGAGCUCCUCCACACGUGGUCCUUGGUCGCGCUCUAGGUCUUGAGGAGAUGGGUGGUACGCGCGAUCGGCGACGUCGCCAAUCGCCACGUAUCACGGUGACGCGUGCCAUGUCAGAUGAGAGUGAGUCGCCGACGCGGCGGCCGCUGUGUCGGCAGCAGUCGCGGUCGAGCGGGGCUCUGCUGGGCGGCGUGCCAUACUCGCCCGCCAUCUCGGAGCACGUGCACCUGGACAGCCACGCUGAUGAGCAACUACUGCUGACCUGGCCACAGAACGGCACUCACGAGAAACACGACGCUUUAUAA
This is a messenger RNA of Spodoptera littoralis (African cotton leafworm), 1659 nucleotides long. The record is from the annotation of a GenBank genome assembly. Lineage: Eukaryota; Metazoa; Arthropoda; Insecta; Lepidoptera; Noctuidae.